UUCCCGCCAAAAAGUGUGCAUACGGCGCAUUUGGUACCAAAAAUUCUUGUGUUUGGGCAUUCAAUUUACAAUUGAAGCGUCUCGCCGAGAGUAGCAGCAAGAAUCAGUUUGUGUGUUUGAUCGAGAGUUGCAGUUGAAGCGAAGCAGAAAAAUGGCCCACGAUGGCGAGCAGUUUAUCAGGGACAUACAGCGGGAGUAUGUGGACUUUCUGGACGAUGAAGAGGACCAGGGCAUAUAUUCGGGCCAUGUGAAGGACAUGAUUGCCGAAAAGAGCAAGCGCCUAGUGGUGAACAUCAACGAUCUGAAGCGCAAGAAUCCGCAGCGUGCGAUGGGGCUGCUGAGCAACGCGUCCGACGAGCAGCUGGCCUUCGGUCGCGCCCUCAAGGAGUACGCGUCGACGGUGGAUCCCAGCUAUGCCAAGCUGCACGAAGACUUCUUUGUGGGCUUCGAGGGUUGCUUUGGCAAUCGGCAUGUGACGCCACGCUCCCUCACCUCCAUUUACCUCAGCAACAUGGUCUGCGUGGAGGGCAUCGUCACAAAGGUCUCCCUCAUCCGACCCAAGGUGGUGCGCAGCGUCCACUACUGUCCGAACACACGCAAAGUGCUGGAGCGCAAGUACACAGACCUCACAUCGUUCGAGGCCGUGCCCUCGGGCGCUGCAUAUCCCACCAAGGACGACGAUGGCAAUCUCCUGGAGACAGAGUUCGGGCUGUCCGUGUACAAGGAUCACCAGACGCUCACCAUACAGGAGAUGCCAGAGAAGGCGCCGGCCGGCCAGCUGCCACGCUCCGUUGACAUUAUCUGCGACGAUGAUCUCGUCGAUCGCUGCAAGCCCGGCGAUCGUGUCCAAAUCGUUGGCAGCUACCGCUGUCUGCCCAGCAAGCGGGGCGGCUACACCUCGGGCACGUUCCGCACGGUGCUGCUGGCCAAUAACAUUUCGCUGCUGAGCAAGGAGAACAAUCUGGACAUCUCGCGCGAGGACAUUAUGGUCUGCAAGAAGCUGGCCAAGAACAACGACAUCUUCGAGCUGCUCAGCAAGAGUCUGGCCCCCUCCAUACACGGCCACGUCUACGUGAAGAAGGCAAUUCUCUGCCUGCUGCUCGGCGGCGUGGAGAAGCUGCUGCCCAAUGGCACACGUCUGCGCGGAGACAUCAAUUUGCUGCUGAUCGGUGAUCCGUCGGUGGCCAAGUCCCAGCUGCUGCGCUACGUGCUGAACACGGCACCGCGCGCCAUACCCACCACGGGACGUGGCUCCAGUGGCGUGGGUCUGACGGCGGCUGUGACCACCGAUCAGGAGACGGGCGAGCGUCGUCUGGAGGCUGGCGCCAUGGUGCUCGCCGAUCGCGGUGUCGUCUGCAUCGAUGAGUUCGACAAGAUGAGCGACAUCGAUCGCACGGCCAUACACGAGGUGAUGGAGCAGGGGCGCGUCACCAUCUCCAAGGCGGGCAUUCAUGCGUCCCUCAAUGCCCGCUGCUCAGUGCUGGCAGCUGCCAAUCCAGUCUACGGCAGGUACGAUCAGUAUAAGACGCCCAUGGAGAAUAUUGGGCUGCAGGAUUCGCUGCUCUCGCGUUUCGAUUUGCUUUUCGUGAUGCUGGACGUGAUCGACAGCGACGUGGAUCAAAUGAUAUCCGAUCAUGUGGUGCGCAUGCAUCGCUAUCGCAACCCAAAGGAGGCCGACGGUGAGCCUCUGUCAAUGGGCAGCUCCUACGCCGAUUCGCUCUCCUUUGUCUCCAGCAGCGAGGAGAAAAAGGACACGGAUGUCUAUGAGAAGUACGAUGCCCUGCUGCAUGGCAAGUCGCGCCAGCGCCAGGAGAAGAUACUCUCGGUGGAGUUUAUGCGCAAAUACAUCCAUGUGGCCAAGUGCAUGAAGCCGAAGCUCAGCGAGCAGGCGUGCGAGGCCAUUGCCAAUGAGUACUCGCGCCUGCGCUCCCAGGAGGCCAUGGACAGCGAUGUGGCACGCACUCAGCCCAUCACGGCGCGUACCCUGGAGACGCUGAUUCGUUUGUCCACGGCCCAUGCACGCGCCCGCAUGUCCAAAACGGUCACCAUAGACGAUGCCCUCUCGGCCAUUGAGCUGGUUCAGUUUGCCUACUUCAAGCGGGUCCUCGAGAAGGAGCGCGGCCACAAGCGUCGCCGUCACAGCGGUGGCUCUGAUGAUGGGGACGAUGCCGGUGCCACUGAUGCCGCCCAGGAACGUUCGCCCACGCGACGCAGCAAGCGCACACGCACCGAGGCCGAUCCACAUGAGUUUGUUGACAGCGAUGAGGAGGAUAUCGAGACUCCACAGCCGGAUGCCGGUGAUCUGACCCUUCGCGAGACUCGUCGCUCGUUGCCAGCCGUCGGCAAGAAUGCGGCCAGCAGCAGCAGGAGCACAAGCGCCAUGGCCAGCAGUGAGGAGCAGUCGAUCGGCGUGACGCCCACACCGGCCACCAUUGCCGACGACCGUCUGGGCGCAUUCAAGAACGGCCUGCAGCGUCUGUUCCGUGACGCACGCGAGCAGAGCUUGGCCCUCGGCCGCAUUACAACGGCCAUCAAUGAGAACAACGCGGAGCCAUUUACCAGCAGCGAGAUCGAGGCAGCCGUCCAUCGUAUGACCGAGGAUAACCAGAUCAUGGUGGCCGACGACAUUGUCUUUCUUAUUUAAACAAACUAAAAAAUUCCAUCGUCCCGCCGCAUCCCUUGUUGUUUCCACAUUUAUAUUUCCUUCACACAUACAUAAUCCUCAUGCAUUGGUUAAGUUGUAUUUUUUUGUUUUCUGUGUACUUUAUAUGAUAAUAAAAUCUUUGGAACCACUAA
Drosophila guanche is the source of this 2796-nucleotide messenger RNA. It is a transcript of the gene Mcm3, whose product is annotated as DNA replication licensing factor Mcm3. The coding region runs from base 152 to 2644 and encodes 830 amino acids. NCBI's taxonomy places the organism in Eukaryota, Metazoa, Arthropoda, Insecta, Diptera, Drosophilidae. The transcript is spliced from 2 exons. Gene Ontology annotation, biological process: mitotic DNA replication initiation; double-strand break repair via break-induced replication; DNA replication. Gene Ontology annotation, cellular component: MCM complex; nucleus. Gene Ontology annotation, molecular function: single-stranded DNA binding; ATP binding; single-stranded DNA helicase activity. The record is from RefSeq and is a predicted model, not a curated record.